AUGGUGGUCGAAAAGGGGAGUGACAGCCCGGUAGUCAGCCAAAUUUCACCUUCUGAUGGAUCAGCCGCACCGAGCGUGGAUUCGGGGACGAAGACUGCAGCCCCAGCACUUGGAGAGGCGCUCGAUGUCUAUGGAGAUGCCGCCACGGCUGAAGAGCUGGGAUACGUUCAAAGAGGUCUCAAGUCGCGCCAUAUGCAGUUCAUGGCGAUAGGAGGCUCCAUCGGGACUGGAUUAUUCCUCGGUAUUGGUGGAGCUUUUGCAAAGUCAGGUCCUCUCUCGGUGAUCCUGGGCUUCUCCUUCACUGGAUGUGCCGUCUUUGCGAUGAUGAUGUGCUUGGGGGAGAUGACGACAUGGCUACCUCUCCCCGGAGCCAUUCCUCAGUAUUGUGCUCGCUACGUCGACCCGGCCAUGGGCUUUGCGGUAGGCUGGAACAACUGGUAUCUCGCCGUCAUCGCGAUUUGCGCCGACCUGAAUGCGGCCGCUGUAUUGGUACAGUUCUGGAACGACGACAUCAACCCCGCAGUGUGGAUCAGUAUCAUCAUCGUGCUGAUCGUGUGUUUGAACAUCUUCGCCGUCGCGAUCUACGGCGAGGCCGAGUUUGUUUUUGCAUCGAUAAAAAUUUUGACGAUACUUGGCCUUUUGCUCAUGGCCUUCAUCGUAGACCUCGGUGGUAGCCCUACCGGCGAUCGCCUUGGUUUCCGAUACUGGUACAAUCCAGGACCAGCCAUGAAGGAAGUCGUCGCCACCGGUCACACGGGCCGCUUCCUAGGCCUGUUUUCCACUCUCGUGUUCGCUGCCUUCGCUUACGGUGGUGUCGAAAUGAUUGCUCUGGCUGCAGGCGAGGCCGUUGACCCUCGCAGGAAUGUUCCCAAGGCUGUCAAACGGCUUAUCUGGCGGAUCCUGAUCUUUUACGUACUCGGCUCUCUUGCCAUCAGCGUACUCGUGCCUUCCAACCACAGUGAUCUCGGGAGCGCCUCACCAUGGGUUAUUGCCGCUCAGAAUGCCAACAUUCGCGUCCUCCCUCACAUCAUCAACGCGGUGAUAAUCAGCUCUGCAUCUUCGUCCGCCAAUGCUUUCCUCUUUGUGGGCUCGCGAUACCUGUUUGGCCUCGCCCAAAACAAGCAGGCUCCUCGCAUUUUCCUCAGAUGCAACAAGAACGGAAUCCCACUCUAUGCUAUUGCCUUCACUGCCAUGUGGAGCGGGCUGGCCUAUAUGUCGGUAUCUGCGGGCGCAGCCGAAGUGUUCCAAUGGUUCCUCAGAAUCGGCACGGUUGCGUCUCUCCUCACAUGGUGUAGCAUUACGAUUGCGUUCCUGCGUUUCCGGAAAGCUUUGGCGGUGCAAGGUAUUGAUUGUGAUACCCUCCCUUUCAAAUCUCGUUUCCAGCCGUACACCGCCUGGUUUGCUUUGUGCUUUUUCGCUAUGAUCAUUGUGUUUAACGGAUGGGAAAUCUUCACCACCGGGAAAUGGGACGUCCAGGAUUUCAUCACUUCCUACAUUGGAAUACCCAUCUAUUUUGGUACAUAUCUGCUGUGGAAAUUCUGGAAGCGUACUUCUAUUGUCAAACCCGCAGAGGCCGAUCUCUGGACUGGUAAGUCGUCUCUGGAUGCCAUGACAUGGCCUGUGAAGACACCGAGAAACUUUUUGGAGAGACUUUGGAUGUGGGUUGUUUAG
Messenger RNA from Exophiala aquamarina CBS 119918, 1671 nucleotides. RefSeq names its product AAT family amino acid transporter. NCBI's taxonomy places the organism in Eukaryota, Fungi, Ascomycota, Eurotiomycetes, Chaetothyriales, Herpotrichiellaceae. The record is from RefSeq and is a predicted model, not a curated record. The transcript is spliced from 2 exons. Bases 1 to 1671 code for a protein of 556 amino acids. Gene Ontology annotation, molecular function: amino acid transmembrane transporter activity. Gene Ontology annotation, biological process: amino acid transmembrane transport. Gene Ontology annotation, cellular component: membrane.